UCAAUAUAGAGCCACUCAGAGUACCACUCAGUGACACACGCCCUGGGAGGCAAGAGAGACUAGACAUACCCUCAGGCCUCUGCACAGACAAGCUCACACCACCUCUGCAGCCUUCCUGGCACCCUUCUCCCUGUCCUUGGCCCUGCUUGCAGCCCCCACCCCCCUGCGCUCCACUUUGCUUCUGACCCAGUGUGUCCCAGAAAUCACAGAAUCACCACGGGAGCUACUGGCCCACUUUGUCAAGCCACAGAAAAUGAAGCUAAAAUUAGCUAAGGACAGACAGGUGGACCAAUCCACCCCAGUAUCCUGCCCUCCUGGCCAGAGCCUGGCCUCUUCACCCCAGGGAGGCUAAGACUGACUUUUAUAGUAAAGGCGAGAUGGAGGUGUGAGUUUUGAGCCUGGGGCAGCAGGAGGUGCCCGAGAGCUGGUGACUUCACUGAAGUGUGGCUGACCACGUUUGGAGGGUUGCUGGGGAAUGAGCUGUCCCUGGAGGGGAUGGAGGGACACAAAUGUGGGUGGAUGAACAGAAAAGAGAAGUUCCCCCGAGCUGUACCCAGGGGACCUAUGAGAGGUGACUGGGGCAUAUGAAGAGGAUGUGUGGGUGGAGGCGAAACAGUCCAGGUGACAAGCUGUGGUAGCCUGGGUGGGCAUGGGCUGCUGCGAGUGACCUGUAGGUGUGUUUCAGGGCUGGCACAGCAGGGUGGGUGGGUUGGCACUGUUUGGUACUGCUGCCUCCACCGAGGAGAACUUGGAUUGGGUGGGGUGGCUGGGGAGAGGGCUAAGAAGUGAACUGCAGCGAUAUGGGACCAGGAGGUGGGGAGGGUCAACACUCUCAAAGUGGCCUCCUGAGGGUUGGCUCCUUUCCAAAUGCGGUCCUCUUCUCUCCUGUUCACCCCCCCCCCCACUCCCCACUCUAGAACCGGAAAGCAGAAUGUCUGGUCUGGUCCCUCCCACCCCACACCAGGCCCGGCUCCUGCACCGUUGCCAUGGAGAUGGGAAGCAGUGGAGGGUACUGCUGACUUUGGGGGAGUGGGGAUGGGCUGGGGGGAGGAGGGUUGGGGAAGGAAAGACGAAAUGUUUAAGGAAGAGAGUUCCAAGAACUGUAGGCGAGCAGGCAUCUAACCGCGGGCUGAGGACCCCUCCCCCUCGUGGGGACCGAGCUCUGAAGUCCCCACGCCCCAGUUGGCCCUGUUGCCCAACCUGCGGGGGCUCCGGAGGAGACUCUGGGCCUCCAGUUCAGUCCGCUGACCGCCCUACACCACAUACCACCUGGCAGUAUGACCUCAGCCACUCCCCCUCGGCUGACCCUGGCUGACAUCCCCUCUGCAGCCUCUGCUCUACAGGAACUGGUGGCAGGUGGGAUGAAAGGAGGCCCUGGGGCUGCCCAUUGGGAUGGGAAGUAAUGACAGUCUUGCUGGAAAUUCUAAAGGCGAAGAGGUGUUGGGGACCAAGGAGACCCAAGGGGAAGAAGAGGAAGAGGAAACCACAUCACCUAUUUCCAGUUCCAACCCUUUCCCCAGCCCUUCUCCCACACCAGAGGACACCAUCAGUUACAUCUUGGGCCGCUUGUCCGGCCUGGAUGCAGGCCUACACCAAUUGCAUAUUCGACUGCACACUUUGGACACCCGUGUGGUCCAGCUGACCCAGGGACUGCGGCAGCUGCGAGAUGCUACAAGUGAUACCCACGACUCCGUGCAAGCCCUAAAGGAGGCACAGGUCCGGGCUGAGCAGGAGCACGGCCGCCUGGAGGGCUGUCUGAAGGGCAUGCGCCUGGGCCACAAGUGCUUCCUGCUCUCGCGGGACUUCGAGACCCAGGAGGCCGCGCAGGCGCGGUGCAAGGCUCGGGGCGGGAACCUAGCGCAGCCGGCAGACCGCCAGCAAAUGGAUGCGCUAGGCCGGUACUUGCGCGCCUCGCUCGCCCCCUACAACUGGCCGGUGUGGCUGGGCGUGAACGACCGGCGCUCGGAAGGGCUCUACCUUUUCGAGAACGGACAGCGCGUGUCCUUCUUCGCCUGGCACCGCGCGCCCAGCCCGGAGCCUGGCGCCCAUCCUAGCGCGGCAUCACAUCCACUCAGCCUGGAUCAGCCCAAUGGCGGCGUCCUGGAGAACUGCGUGGCGCAGGCCUCAGACGACGGUUCCUGGUGGGACCAUGACUGUGAGCGGCGCCUCUACUUCGUCUGCGAAUACCCUUUCUAGAGAGCCAGUCCUUGCCUCAGAGCUCUUAAGACACAUUCUUCUCCGUGUACCCUGCUGUCCGGGAGCGCUCAGAGGUUUACAAUAACCAUGAAUAAAUUUUAAUAAGAAAAGGCUUUUUAUUUUAGAUAUUUGCACCCAGGGUGGUUGAGGUCAGGUGUGCCCUUGAGAGAACUCCAAAGACGCAGCCUCUAGCCGUAGCCCAGAGCUUAUAAAGGCAAACUCCGCAAGAUUGCACGUAGUGCCUACGUGUAGGGCAGGGGCUUAUUUGCAGUCGUCCUGGUCAUCUUUUGAUUACAAAAGCAGAAAUAGCAGUCUUACUAUCUUGCUAGAACAGCACAUUUUACAAGAUCGGUCACUUUAAGAAGAGUCUCACAUCUGGUGUCAGGAUAAGGGAAGUGGGCUGACAGGAGCGCAUCGUGUUAGAGGCACUCUCUGCUUUUGGUCUCUCAGGCAGAGUAAGUCUAAACUUUUCAGUGGAAUGUUUACCACCACACCUACAUCGUGCGCCCUGAGCCCCACGCUGUAUGCCUGUGCUUUGCACCCUAUAUAGUGCGCCAUGCAUCUUGAACCUUCCUUGGGCCCCGAAGUGCUACCAAUCCUGGAUGUUUGGGCUCCCCUGAGACAUAGCCUAUGCAGCCUCCCCAUGUCCCCAUCUGUCCUCGAAGCUUCAAGCUCCCAGCUAAGCUUAGUGCCAAUAAACCCUUCCAUAAUAUAAUUUGAGGGACUAUGGAGACAUCUGACCUUUAUUUUGCCUGGGGAGAAUCAGGAAGUACCAGACCCUGACUUUGGAUACUUGUACUUGUCUUUUUAAAAUACAGAAUGUUGGAGAGCACAUGCGCACAGGAACACGUAGUUGUGCACAGAUGUUUGGUGUACUCAUGCACCCAUGCAGAUGGCAACAUCCCUAGCCUGCUUUCUCGGGGGCCUUUAGGAGCUGAGCCCUGUCACUGCUCCUCAGCAGAGAGAUGAGGUGUGCUCUAGGUCCUGCCGUUUAAUCUUGUUUUGUGUUGACCAGGGUUCUCAGACCUGCUUUCCCUGGGCAUCGAUUCAUCAAGCCCAUUCCAGAGAGGAGAGGCAUCCACUCCAACCUUACGCCUCAUAACUUGCAGAGCAUGCGGUCAGACAGGGGGAACACUCGGGUUCCCUCAGUUACUUCCUAUCCUGGAAGCUAGAUCAGUCUUCUCCUCUUGGAGCCCAGGUCUCAUGCAGGUCCUCUAGCAAGCCCCACCUUCCCCUUCCAUGUGGUGUUGGCCUACAUUUCCCAGUAUGCCUGAGGACCAUAGAUCAGCUGUCUCCAACGAAAACUGAAUUCUCUCCAUCCACCGGGCUUGCAGCUAGGGAAAUGUAGUCCAGUCCCUGGAUGGUUGCAUAGUAAUAAUACCUUUCCAACAAGAGUUCAAACAAACAAAAAAUUGGAAAACUUGUGAAUUUUCAUUGACAGAUGGUAACAAUUUUUUAAAAGUGAAAUUGCUUCAUAUUAAAUACAUACAUAUGUAUAGGAAAUGGUUAGAAAAUUUGGGUGUUAACUAUUGAUCCCAAAGACCACCAUCCUAAAUCAUGGCUAAAUUAAUAAAAGUAAACAAGCAAUUAAAGCAAGUCCCCGUUUGUGUACACCAGCUGCCUCCCCCUAAGGUAGGGUUCGCAAGUUCAGGCACUAAACGUGAGGAAG
Microtus ochrogaster (prairie vole) is the source of this 3865-nucleotide messenger RNA. RefSeq names its product C-type lectin domain containing 11A (gene Clec11a). Gene Ontology annotation, biological process: ossification. NCBI's taxonomy places the organism in Eukaryota, Metazoa, Chordata, Mammalia, Rodentia, Cricetidae. Gene Ontology annotation, molecular function: growth factor activity. The record is from RefSeq and is a predicted model, not a curated record.